UUUUUUCUCUCUUUUUUAAGGUGCUCUCCUUCAAGCAUUCCCCUUUCAGGUUUAUAAAACCUAUUCAACAGGGUCAGGUAUUGCUCUUUAGCCUUUUUAAGGGAAGCAGCCUGCCAAGAUCUGGCUGUGAGAAUAAGAGGUCCACUGGCAAGAUGUUGAAUGGAGAUGUAGCAGUUGAUCCAGGCAUUCAAGCAGCUGGGGAUGCACCUGGAACAUCUCAGCCUGCUGCAUCAGGAGCAGCUGCAGGUCCAGCAAAGAAGAGGCAGACAAUUGAGCGUGUCUAUCAAAAGAAGACCCAGCUCGAGCACAUUCUUCUUCGGCCUGAUACAUAUAUUGGUUCUGUGGAACCAGUGACAGAGUCACAAUGGGUUUAUGAUGGUGAAGAGGAAGGGAUGGUGCGGAGGGAGAUCACUUAUGUUCCUGGCCUGUACAAAAUUUUUGACGAAAUCCUCGUCAAUGCUGCUGACAACAAGCAGCGUGAUGCCAAGAUGGAUUGCAUCAAAGUGGACAUUGAUGCGGAGAACAAUGUGAUAAGCAUUUGGAAUAAUGGAAAAGGGAUCCCUGUCACAGAACACAAGGGUGAAAAGAUGUUUGUUCCAACUAUGAUAUUUGGCCAUCUCCUUACAUCAUCCAACUACAAUGAUGAGGAGGAGAAGGUCACAGGAGGUCGUAAUGGCUAUGGUGCCAAGCUGUGCAACAUCUUCAGCUCUAAGUUCACAGUUGAGACUGCCUCCAAGGAGUACAAGCGCAGCUUUAAACAGAUGUGGGCCAACAACAUGACUAAAAGCUCAGAGCCAAAGUUGAAGGACUUCUCUGGUGAAGACUUCACCAAAGUCACAUUUUCUCCAGAUCUGUCCAAAUUCAAGAUGGAAUCCCUUGAUCGGGACACAGUGGCUCUUCUUUCUCGGCGAGCGUAUGAUAUUGCUGGUGCUGCCUGGGGUGUCAAGGUUUUCCUCAAUGGCAAGAGAAUUCCUGUGAAGGGAUUUAAAGACUACAUAGAUCAGUACCUGAAGGGGAAGGAGGACGAAGCAGGAAACCAAGUGAAGGUUGUGUUCGAGAAGGUGAAUGAUCGGUGGGAGAUUGGAGUUGCCAUGUCUGAUCAGGGCUUUCAGCAAGUCUCCUUUGUCAACUCUAUUGCCACCACCAAGGGUGGGCGUCAUGUGGACUACAUUGCAGACCAGAUUGUGGGGAAGCUGGUGGAGACAGUGAAGAAGAAGAACAAGGGUGGGAUCCAAAUCCGACCCUUCCAAGUCAAGAAUCACCUCUGGGUCUUCAUCAACUGCCUCAUUGUGAAUCCCACCUUUGAUUCCCAGACCAAAGAGAACAUGACAUUGCAGGCAAAGAGCUUUGGUUCCAAGUGCCAGCCCUCUGAAAAGUUCAUCAAUGGGGUCUUGAAAUGUGGGGUUGUGGAGUCAGUGAUGGCAUGGGCACGAUUCAAGGCCCAGAAUCAGCUUUCCUCAAAGCUGACAGCCAAGAAGGCUAACAAGUUGAAGGGGAUCCCAAAGCUGGAGGAUGCAAAUGAUGCAGGCACUAAGAACUCUGCAAUGUGCACCCUGAUCUUAACUGAGGGGGAUUCAGCCAAGACUCUGGCUGUCUCUGGCCUCGGUGUUGUUGGGCGUGAUCACUAUGGCGUCUUCCCACUACGUGGCAAGCUUCUCAAUGUCCGGGAGGCUUCUCACAAGCAGAUCCUGGAGAAUCAGGAAAUCAACCACAUCAUCAAAAUCUUGGGCUUGCAGUACAAAAAGAAGUAUGAGACUGUAGAAGACCUGAAGUCUCUCCGUUACGGGAAACUCAUGAUCAUGACGGAUCAGGAUCAAGAUGGGUCACAUAUCAAAGGCCUGCUCAUCAACUUCCUUCAUCACAACUGGCCAGGCCUGCUGCGCCUCCCAUUCAUUGAGGAGUUCAUCACACCAAUUGUGAAGGCAACCAAGGGGAAGGAGGAGCUAUCUUUCUUCUCCAUUCCAGAAUUUGAGGAAUGGAAGAAGCAUAAGGACAAUUGGAAUAGUUACAAGAUCAAGUACUACAAAGGUCUCGGGACCUCCACAUCAAAAGAGGCAAAGGAGUACUUCUCUGACAUGGGAAGGCACCGCAUCAAGUUCAAGUAUGAGAAUCAGGCAGACGAUCAGAGCAUCAUCAUGGCUUUCAGCAAGAAGGCAGUGGAGCAACGAAAGGAAUGGCUAACACAGGGCAUGGAGGAGAGGAAGCGACGCCGGGAGUUAGGCCUCCCUGAGAUCUACCUGUACACCAAGGAGACAAAGGCUGUGACAUACACAGAUUUUGUAAACAAGGAACUCAUCCUUUUUAGCAAUCUAGACAAUGAGCGAUCCAUCCCAGCCCUUGUUGAUGGGUUCAAGCCAGGGCAGCGGAAGGUGAGCCUUCUGUGCUAUUUUAAUUGCUUUUGA
Molecule: messenger RNA, 2402 nt
Organism: Darwinula stevensoni
Lineage: Eukaryota; Metazoa; Arthropoda; Ostracoda; Podocopida; Darwinulidae
Source: the annotation of a GenBank genome assembly